Messenger RNA from Closterium sp. Naga37s-1, 3063 nucleotides. The record is from the annotation of a GenBank genome assembly. Lineage: Eukaryota; Viridiplantae; Streptophyta; Zygnematophyceae; Desmidiales; Closteriaceae.
AUGGUGUGGUGCAGCUACUGCGGGCGCGACCAGCAGGCGGAGGUCGACGAGGCCAAUGGCUUCUCGUACGUUCCCUUCACGCGCAUCUCGAUUUGCUCGUUCUUCCUUCCUUCACAAUUCGCCCGUGCUUUUGAGUCGACUCAAAAAACAGGCUCUUGCUGCACGGGGUGUGGGCGUGUGCUGGACGAUACCGUGUAUUCGUCCGACACAGUCUUCAUGAAACAAUCCGAUGGCUCUAGCAUGGCCAUGGGAAGCUUCGUGGCAGAUGCAGGAGGAGGCGGGCCGGUGGUGCGGCUGGGAGGAGCCAGGGGGUUUGCCUUUGGAGGCUCGUCAGAAUCACACGAACGCACAGUCAUGAGAGGGCGCAAUGAGAUUGCAGAGAUCGCCGAGCGUCUGGCCGUGCGACCUCGAGAGGACAUGAUUGGGUCGGCACACCGCCUGUACCAGCUGGCUCUGAAUCGCAACUUUACCCGAGGCAGGCGAGUGGCGCAGGUGGCAGCUGCAUGCCUCUACCUUGCCUGCAGGCAGGAGAAGAAGCCCUUUCUGCUUAUCGACUUUGCUGACUUGCUGCAGAUCAACGUGUAUGUGCUGGGGGCGGUGUACCUACAGCUGCUGCUGGUGCUGCGACUGGAGAACCACGAGCCGCUGCAGGCACCGCUGGACCCUUCCCUCUUCAUCCACCGAUUCGCCGACCGCCUCAACUUUGGGCGCAAGAUGCAUGCAGUGGCCAACACGGCUCUGCGCCUCGUAGCCUCCAUGAAGCGCGACUGGAUUCAGACCGGUCGCAAGCCCAAUGGGGUGUGUGGGGCAGCGCUGCUGAUAGCGGCUCACAUUCACGGCUUUGAGCGGUCCAAGUCGGAUGUGGUGGCAGUGGUGCAUGUGUGCGAGCAGACCGUGCGGCACCGACUGCAUGAGUUUGAAGGCACAGAGGCAGGCGGUCUCACUACCACUCGCUAUUCCUCCCCUCCUCCCUCCCCCCUCAUUUUUUUUCUAGUCUCGCCGGAGGAAUUCGAGGAGAAGUCCAAGGAGUGGGACGAGCUUCUCUUUUCCACCCAGCCGCCUACCUGCAUUCACCAUGCCCUCUGCUGCUUCCCCCCUACGCCCUCCAACCUCCCUUCGACCCCCUUUACUCAGCCUGAAGAGUUUGAGGAGAAGGCCAAGGAGUGGGACGAGCUUCUCUUCUCCACCCAGCCGCCUACCCCUGCUCUCGCUCCUCCUGCCUCUGCCCUCGCCCCUGCCGCUGCCGCCCUUGCUACUAAGAGCAAACAUGGGAAGGGGGCAGCAGCAGGGGGAGGGGCGAGGGGAGGCGCAGGGGGGUAUGGGGAACCGGGUGGUGGGGAAGAUGGGGAAGGGGAGGCGGGGGAGGGGGGAACGGGGGAGGUGGAGCAGGGGGAAGAGGAAGGGGUGGUUGUGGCGAAUGGGGGUGGGGGCGUGGGUGGGGGGGAAGUGGGGGAGGUGUAUUUGACGCAGUGUCAGCAUAAGGAUGCUGGGGCGGCUCAUUUUGCACAUGGGCUCUGCAGGCCGUGCUAUGACAUGCUGGCGCGGACGAGCGGAGGUUUGGUAGGGGGAGCCAACCCGCCUGCAUGGGGGCGGGGGGAGAGGGAGCAGCGGAAAGCAGAGCUGAGGAGGCGGAGAAGCCGCCUCACUGUGUACAGCGUGUUUGGGCAGGAGGAGCGGGAGGAGGGGGAUGGAUACGGAGAAGGGGAGGAGUGGGGAGUUGGAAGGGAAGUUAUGGCUGUUGGCCAGAAGGGGAAGGGUGGAGGUGCAGGUGUGGCGGUGGCGGCAGGGAAAGGGGUGGUUGCUGCGAAAGCGGGAGGGAAGGGAGGGAAAGUGGGGAAGGAUGGGGUGUCGAAGCGCGAGAGAGCAAGGCAGAGGAUUGAGAAGGAUCUCGAUGCAGCUCUGCACCGAGCUGAAAUUGCUCCACUCUUGGUCCACACGCUUCCAGACUCCCUGGGACCUGCCGAACCAGAUACCCUAGGCUCGGUCAGGCGUGACGGUCUAGGUUCGGCAGGCAUAGAUCCGAGCCUGGUGGAUGACCCCGAUCCAGAUUUCUUGGCUGGGGAAGAGGGUGGGAUGGGCGGCGGAGGGAGGUUCGGGGGAAGCGUUGGGGAGAUUGGGGAGGAGGCGCAGGAGGGGGUGGAAGAUGAGGAGGAAGAGGAGGAGGAAGAAGAGGAAGAGGAGGAAGAUACUUUGUCGGAUAUAGAGGAUCACGAGGUCGACGGGUACCUACUAGGAGAGGAAGAAGUAAAGCUAAAGACCCUGAUAUGGACGGAGAUGAACAAGGAGUAUUUGGAGGAGUUGCAGCAGAAGCGAUUUACCCCACUCCCCACUCCCGGCCCAGUGCAGGUGGAUGGGUAUCUCUUAGGGGAGGAAGAAGUAAGGCUAAAGACCCUGAUAUGGACGGAGAUGAACAAGGAGUAUUUGGAGGAGUUGCAGCAGAAGCGAUUUACCCCACUCCCCACUCCCCACUCCCGGCCCAGUGCAGUGCAGGUGGAUGGGUAUCUCUUAGGGGAGGAAGAAGUAAGGCUAAAGACCCUGAUAUGGACGGAGACGAACAAGGAGUAUUUGGAGGAGUUGCAGCAGAAGCGAUUUACCCCACUCCCCACUCCCGGCCCAGUGCAGGUGGAUGGGUAUCUCUUAGGGGAGGAAGAAGUGAAGCUGAAGACGCUGAUAUGGACGGAGAUGAACAAGGAGUAUUUAGAAGAGUUGGAGCAGAAGCAGGCGGCGCAGCGGGCAGCAGAGGACCAGGUGGUGGCAGCUGGUGCAGCGGCAGUGUGUUCAACAGUGGAUGGAUACCUAUUGGGGGAAGAGGAGGUGAAGCUGAAAACCCUCAUAUGGACGGAGAUGAACAAGGAGUAUUUAGAAGAGUUGGAGCAGAAGCAGGCAGCGCAGCGGGCAGCAGAGGACCAGGUGGCGGCGGUGGCUGCGGCAGCGGCAGCAGCAGCAAGUAAAUGUGGCGCCGGGACCUCUGCUCGUGCUGCUGCCGCGGCUGCAGCUGCUGCUGCAGUGCUGCAAAAGGUGUGUCUUGAUGUGGUUUCCAUGCUGAUGUGGUUUCCAUGCUGA